CUUACUCACACACACACACACACACACACACGUUAAUGCCGAGAGCCGCAGCGGAGAAGAAGAGACGCCGGGAGAGUGUGUUUAUAUGAAUGUGUCUUUAUUAGGCGUUUAACAGGGUGGGGCUAAUGGGCUCAUCGUGCUCUCAACCCUGCGGUUCGGUGGGCGGAGUCAGGAAGAUGCGCAGUGCGGACGGUCUGGUGGAGCGAGUGGAUGACGACUCUCUGGAUGGACGGGACAGACAGGAGGACAUCGCCAGGUUCCCGUACGUGGAGUUCACGGGCAGAGACAGUAUCACCUGUCCCACCUGCCAGGGCUCCGGACGCAUCCCGUCAGAUCAAGUGAAUGAGUUGGUGGCAUUGAUUCCCUACAGUGACCAGAGACUACAGCCUCAAAGAACAAAGCAGUAUGUGGGACUGUCUGUGAUUGUGUGUUUGUUCGUCUGCUCCCUCGUCACCUUCUUCAUGUUCCCUCGGCCGGUGCUGGUGGAGGACGGAGGGAUUCAGUCUGUCAUCAUCCACUUCGACCACGACACCAGCCGUGUGCUCAUUAACAUGACUAGUGCUCUGAAGUUUAACAACGGAAACUUCUUCACCGUGAUGGUGGACAGCGUGAGCAGUCAGGUUCUCUACAUGAAGACCGUCAUCGGCACGCAGCAGCUCGACAACGUCAUCAGUAUCCAACCAUUAAGUCAGAGACGGAUGAACUUUACAGUGAGUGUGGAGAUUAGCGGUUCGCUGUCCUACGUGUAUGCUUUCUGCACCAUGGCGAGUAUUAAGGUUCACAACAUCGUUGUGUUCACACAAACCUCUGUAAAAACGUCGUACCUGGUUCGUAGUGCACAGAACACACUGGAGGCUUAUCGCUACAUUGACUGCGGUGCUAACUCCACCCUGCACCACCCACCUGACCUUCACGGCUCUGCGCUGCCCCCUUCAGGCUGGAGCUCUUUGAUGUGACCCAGAUGCUAAGCGCUAAAAUUUGAAUUCCUCUUGGAUAAAAAACUGCUGCAUUUCCUGUUUA
This is a messenger RNA of Clarias gariepinus (North African catfish), 1020 nucleotides long. RefSeq names its product transmembrane protein 106C-like. NCBI's taxonomy places the organism in Eukaryota, Metazoa, Chordata, Actinopteri, Siluriformes, Clariidae. The record is from RefSeq and is a predicted model, not a curated record. The coding region runs from base 126 to 956 and encodes 276 amino acids. The transcript is spliced from 8 exons.